Molecule: messenger RNA, 2697 nt
Organism: Boleophthalmus pectinirostris (great blue-spotted mudskipper)
Lineage: Eukaryota; Metazoa; Chordata; Actinopteri; Gobiiformes; Gobiidae
Gene: ctnnbip1
Product: catenin, beta interacting protein 1
Exons: 4
Coding region: 178-423 (81 amino acids)
Biological process (GO): negative regulation of Wnt signaling pathway
Cellular component (GO): beta-catenin destruction complex; cytosol; nucleus
Molecular function (GO): beta-catenin binding
Source: RefSeq, a predicted model, not a curated record
GGCCGCUCCGCCACAGCACACAGGAGGCUCUCCCUGUGGCUCGGGCUCAGUCCGCUGUAGCGCUGCCGCUGGAGGGAUGUGACCCCGGAACAGGACGCCUUCUUCAACAACACACCAUUCAAACACGCACACAAGAAAGAAAAGCUGGACCAGGAGGGAGCCACAGGAGCAGAGGGGAUGAACCGCGAGGAGGCCCCGGGGAAGUCUCCUGAAGACAUGUACAUCCAACAGAAAGUGCGGGUCCUUCUCAUGCUCAAGAAAAUGGGAUCAAAUCUCACGCCGAAUGAAGAGGCUUUCCUCCGAAACUAUGCCGGGGUGGUCCACAGUCAGAUGAGUCAACUACCGCAGCACAACAUCGACCAAGGUGCGGAGGAUGUGGUAAUGGCGUUCUCGCGGUCAGAGACAGAGGAUCGCCGGCAGUGACCCAGGCCCUCCUUGAUGAGCUGCACUGCACCACACUGCGCCCUGCCCCACUCUGCCCCCUAGUGGUCUACUCACACCAAAUUCCACCAACACCACACCAUGAGCUCAGGAGAGAACCAGGAGAAGCCCAUGGGGGAGCAGAAGAGGGUGGGAUCAGACUCCUCCCCAGCCCCCUCCAUAGGCCUCCUCACACGGGACACACAAGUACAGGACAUGCACUCACACGGGACACUGUGGGGUGAUGGGCGUCUGCUGGUUUAAGUCUGUUUUUAGUGUUUUUUAAUUUUGUGUGGGGUGGGACGAGUUUUUUUUUUUUUUUUUAUUUUUUUUGUGUGUGUUGAGACAGUGUUAAUUACUGGUCACUGGAGAAACAAUUGGCCAGAUUAAAGCAAUGAUCAAAAAGGUCAGGGGAGAGAUUUUCAACUAUUUUCUGUGUCAUUUAUUCUUAAUUUGUUUUCUAUCAUAUUGGGGCCUCAUUUGUAAAUACUGCACACGAGAAGGGAUGAGUACUUGACUAGUAAAUGUCUGGCCUUUCUUUUUUGGUUUACCACUGCUGUUGUGUGUCUCCUGGAUUACAUUGGUUUGCAUAUUGAUUUGGCUGGAUAUCAGGUGUCACCUGAUUCAAUACUUUCUACAGCUCCUUAAAACGGCAACAUUAAAAUAAGACUUUGUAAUGUAUUAAGUCAUAUUUAAUUUAAACUAGAAUGUGUAGAAAGGGUUUAGGGUCACGUACUAAUUGUGAUAAACCACUGUUUCCAUGGUAACAGUGGCCUAGUUUCGUUGAUUUCCCAAUUGAUAAAGUGACUAGUACUCUCCCUCAGACUCACCUGUGCCCAGAGAGGUUUGCAUACAUUUGAAAAUCGUCUUAUCAAAAUCAUCAACUCGUAUUUUAUGAAUGGAAGUUGCCGCACGUUAUUCCUACUUGACAUACCUUGAAUAAAUAGGUCUAUAGUCUUUUAAGAAUAUUGACCAAUGUACCUGUUUUACUAGUCUAAUUAAUUAAUCACACAUUUUAUCACAAAAUCCACACUACAGGAAGGAUCUUUUCUAUUUAUUGUGUUCCUUCUGCAAAUUCAAUAUGUUUUUGCAGAAGAUGUGAUUUGACUCACGACAAUUGUAGUUUUGUAAAUGAGGCCCCUAAUUCUUCUGCUGCUUUAUUUCAAGUGCAACAAAGCUUUUCAUUUGAGAAGCACAAGAAGUGAACACUAUCCGACAUAAUCACCGAAACAAAAUCUCCCCUAUAAUUUAAACGCUUUGUGUUUUGUGAAUUCUUUUCAUCUGUAUAAAUGAUUAGAGAAUACAACAUUGAAUUGAUUGUGCCAACAUUGAUUCUUUUUUAUAUCUGUAAAGACGAAACUCAAAAUUGCGCAAAACGUUUUGAGUUUUUGUAAUUUAUUGUUUUUCCCUUUUGUAGAUAGUGGCAGUUCAUCAGCAGUGGUUUUUACAGUCAUUUAAAUCGUCGUUUUUAAGUACUACCUUUUAACUUAACCUGAGUUCAAACAUACAAAUAUGUGCUGUACUGUAUCUCUUGCACUAUUAUCAAUGGGAUAUUCAUAUUCUUGGACAUACAUUUUGACAUUAAGCACACAGAUUUUAUGUUUGAUUCAACUUCUAGCAGUAAUUGUAACUCAUGCAAUUUCAAGUUAUUAAGUUUGACCCAACUGCAGUUAUUAAAUAUAGACUUUGCCUUUUAUUUCCUAGUGACAUGCUACCAAUGUGCAGUUUGUUAACUUGUAUAACUUAAAAUAAUUGUUUCAAAGCAUGUCUCCCUGCUUGUUAAUUAAAAUCCAUUACCAUUAUUUGUAUGUUUUUGUGGACGCUGUAUCUUUAAAAAUAAUUUCGUAAAAGUGUCAUGUAUGGUUGGCAAUAACUCCUUACUGAAUGUCAUUGUUGUGGCAAAGUAAACGCCAACUGCUCCUCAUACGAUUUUGUUUACUCUGUGUUAAAACAUUCUUUAUUUGUCUAUGCAUAUUUCUUUAAAAUGUGUCUUAUUGUAUAUUUUAUCAGGGUUGUUUCAGCCUUGUUCAAUUUGUGUAUGAACGAAUGUGAGAAUGUGGUAUUUUUGAUCAUGAGUUGUUUAGAUUUUUGGCAUGCUGUGGACUGUGUGUUUUUACUGUUUUGGCCCGUCUAAAACAUUUUUGGUUGAUCUGUGUUGCCUUUGUUUUUUAUUUUUGGAAUAGUUGGUUCAUUUUUGUACAGCUGCUGAACAUGUUGUGACUUAAUGCUUCCAAAUCCUAUACCAACUGAACCAUUAAACAGAUUUUAAACGUGAAA